Aureococcus anophagefferens is the source of this 783-nucleotide messenger RNA. RefSeq lists its product as hypothetical. The transcript has 2 exons. Gene Ontology annotation, biological process: base-excision repair. The record is from RefSeq and is a predicted model, not a curated record. Lineage: Eukaryota; Pelagophyceae; Pelagomonadales; Pelagomonadaceae. The annotation marks the transcript as partial. Gene Ontology annotation, molecular function: zinc ion binding; oxidized pyrimidine nucleobase lesion DNA N-glycosylase activity; DNA-(apurinic or apyrimidinic site) endonuclease activity.
AUGGUCGAGGGCCACAGCGUGCACCGCGUCGCCACGCGGCACCGCAGCAAGCUCGUCGGCAAGACGUUCCGGGCGUCGAGUCCGAACGCGCGCUUCGCCGAGGGCGCGGCGCUCAUCGACGGCAAGGAGUUCGCGGGCAUCGAGGCCGUGGGCAAGAACCUCUUCGCGUGGUUCGGCAGCGGCGCGGACGAGGUCUGCGUGCACGUGCACUUCGGCAUGGCGGGCAACUGGGCCGUCUUCGACGCGGCCGACGAGCCGGAGACGACGGCGACGACGCGGCUCCGCCUCGCGGGCCACGGCGUCGUGAGCCACCUGUCGGCGAUGACCGUCGCGCACGGCACGCGCGAUGGCCUCUACGCGGAGAAGCGGCGCAAGCUCGGCGAGGACCCGCUGCGCGACGACGCGGACCCGGAGCGCCUCUGGGGCAAGGUCGCGGCGUCGAAGAAGUCGAUCGGCGCGCUCGUCAUGGACCAGAGCUGCUUCACGGGGCCGGGCAACAUCUACCGCGCGGAGAUCCUCUUCAAGGCCGGCGUCCACCCGGACCGGCCGGGCAACUCGCUGUCGCGCGACGAGUUCGACCUCAUCUGGCACCACACCGUCGAGCUCCUCAAGCGCGGCUACGCGACGGGCUCGAUCCUCACGGUCGACAAGGAGGACGAGCGAAAGUACGGCCAGAUCCGCCGCUACAUCUACAACAAGGCCAAGUGCCCCAAGUGCGGCUCGCGCGUCGUCUCCUGGGACAUCGCGGCGCGCACGGCCUACGCCUGCGAGACCUGCCAGCCG